Molecule: messenger RNA, 300 nt
Organism: Colletotrichum higginsianum IMI 349063
Lineage: Eukaryota; Fungi; Ascomycota; Sordariomycetes; Glomerellales; Glomerellaceae
Exons: 1
Coding region: 1-300 (99 amino acids)
Source: RefSeq, a predicted model, not a curated record
AUGGCCUCUCGCUACCCCAUGCCACAGACGUACAGUCGGCCCGCCAGAGAGAAGACCGGCUCCCCUGCGUCAACCUCGAGCUCGAUCAAAUCCCUCUUUAAGAUGCCUCAGUCCUACCCUGUCGUCUCGGCGUCAGCGUCAAGGUACCCCCUACCAACGGUGUACACCAACCAGAAGACCUCAAAAAGCACACCGGCGGCAAAGGCACAUCAUCCCGCGCAGAGAACGAGUAGCCCGAGGGCCUCGGUCGAGUCGUGGGAUACUAUCGACCGGAUCAAGGAAGAGCAGACCCACGUCUGA